Syngnathus typhle (broad-nosed pipefish) is the source of this 2024-nucleotide messenger RNA. It is a transcript of the gene mospd2, whose product is annotated as motile sperm domain containing 2. NCBI's taxonomy places the organism in Eukaryota, Metazoa, Chordata, Actinopteri, Syngnathiformes, Syngnathidae. The record is from RefSeq and is a predicted model, not a curated record. The coding region runs from base 144 to 1760 and encodes 538 amino acids. The transcript has 16 exons.
AGUGGCCAACGAUCUGAGCCAAAAUGGCUUCGAUCGGGAGUCAGUUUCUUACUUUACAGUGAUUCACCCCAACUGCAGCGAGGUAGCGAACGAGCUAGCCAGCAACUGUCAGAGGGAAGGAAACGCGCCGGUGACAGUUGGACAUGGCUGAAACAGAACAAAACCUUGGAGAUCAGGACAUUGAGGAGAAAAUUGAGCAGACGAGAGAGAGAUUUAAGAAUGAAUUCCUCAAAGAUUCAUCAGACAAAUAUGACCAAAGAGAUGUGGACAGACUACAGAAGGACAACUCCCUGGUGGAGGGCUACCUGAUGUGGCGACUUUACGUGGUGGACGACGCCUUGAAAAUGAUUGAUGAGAGUUUCCACUGGAGGAAAGAGUACGGCGUGAACGAUCUCUCGGAGAGUUCCAUUCCCAGGUGGAUGUUUGAGACCGGGGCGGUGUUCCUCCAUGGAUACGACAGAGAGGGCAACAAGCUUUUGUGGUUUAGGGUAAAGCUGCAUGUGAAGGAUGCAAAAACAAUCAUUGACAAGAAAAAGUACGUGGCUUUCUGGCUGGAGCGAAAUGUCAAGAAAGAACCUGGGAUGCCCAUGACAGUUGUUUUUGACAUGUCAGAGUCUGGCCUGGCCAAUAUAGACAUGGACUUUGUGAAGUAUGUUGUCAGUUGCUUCAAAAUUUAUUAUCCCAAGUUGCUCUCUAUGAUGAUUAUUGUGGAGAUGCCUUGGAUCAUGAACGCCGCGUGGAAGAUUGUGAAAACGUGGUUGGGUCCAGAGGCCAUCAGCAAGCUUAAAUUUGCAUCCCGAUCUGAACUCCAGUCGUACAUUGACCCAGAGUACCUACCGCCGCACAUGGGAGGAAAUGACCUGUUCAAGUACAGCUACCCUCCUCUCCCCGACGACGACUUCCAGACGCCCAUCAGCGACAACGGACCCAUCGUUAGCGAGGACGAGAUUGAGAGCAAAGAGAUCGAGAGCAAGGAGCUCGAGAGCAAAGAGAGUGAGCCAGAGAGCAAAGAUGGCCUCGAGUCCAGCUUCAACUCUGAGGUUGUGGCCAAGCCCAAAAAGGUGAAUUUCCUGGAAGACACCAGCGAGAAGGUUGACAACCGCAUCAAAGGAGCCAGGAAACCCGUGACCACAUUUAAAGGCACCCUGUUGGACAUCAGCCCUGCAGAAGAGCUCAGUUUUGGUUUCGGAGACACAGAGAAGAAAAGCCUCAUUAUCCUGAGCAAUGUGACCAAAAACCCUUUGGCCUUCAAGGUUCGGACCACAGCACCAGAGAAGUACAGGGUGAAGCCGAGCAGCAGCAUCUGUGAACCCGGCGCCUCAAUCGAUAUUGUGGUGUCCCUAUAUGGAGGGUCUCAGGCGUCCCCCCAGGAUCGCUUCCUGGUGAUGGCCGCUGAGAUGGACAACGUAGGAUCUCAAGAACUUGGGCAGUUCUGGAAGGAAGUACAAAAGACUAAAAUCAUGGAGCACAGGUUACGCUGCCAUGUUCUGGAAAGUGUCAAACCCGCAGCAAACCCUCAGUGGGGGGCGGGCGAUGUAGGAAGCAGCAAGGAUAUAAACAUGACGCAUGUUGCACAGAUAGGCUCCCUGGCACCGGAUGACACCUUACUGAUGCGAUUGAUGACCUCCAACUCCCAGCUGCAGCAGAGCAUCAACACGUGUUUGUGGGUCCAGAAGAUUCUAGUCUACUUGGUCCUGAUUCUGUUAGUGCUCAAUCUGUACUGUGUCUUCGUGUUGACAUCAUCCCAGCAACUAUCUUGACCACUGUACGUCUACAAAGAACAACCCCCCCCCCCUCCUAAAAAUACCGUCCUUCGCCAAAUUGACGGGCUCAUUUUGUGAUGCCCCUCAACAAAGAACAAAGACUUUUUUAAACAAUUUUGCAGGAUAUUUUGUGAAGCCAGAAAAGGAUAUUUAUUGCAAAAAAUAUGGUGGGGAAAAAAAAAGGAUUUUUGUGACCAUAUGUACAAUACAUUUUAUAUGAGACUCUAUGGCAGAUAAGGAAAAUAAACACAAGUCUUUGCA